Molecule: messenger RNA, 3125 nt
Organism: Hypoxylon trugodes
Lineage: Eukaryota; Fungi; Ascomycota; Sordariomycetes; Xylariales; Hypoxylaceae
Product: glycoside hydrolase family 55 protein
Exons: 9
Coding region: 412-2682 (756 amino acids)
Molecular function (GO): polygalacturonase activity
Source: RefSeq, a predicted model, not a curated record
UGGGAAUGACCGAUCAGGAAACUCGGGUCCAACUGCCGUAAAUCUAAAGACAACUUCGGACUGAAGUUCAGGUAGAUUGGAUAUAAUUUUUAUUCGAUUUUUAACAUAAAUCUUUAUGAUUAAUGCGAACUGGUGAGCCUACGGCGAAAUCAAGGCGGUCAGACUACCUACAUGUGUACUUGUUAGCAUACCUAGGACCUAGUAACGAGGCGACAAUAUUGUGCUGGCGUCAUCAGUCGUCCAAUCGCACAACAAACAUCCAAUCUUAGAAGCUCCAUUGGAAAUGUUACCAGCAUCCGGUCUCAUGUUAUUUCUCAAAUAUAUAACUAAUAACACCCGGCAUUGCGAGGUGAACAUCUAUUCCAACUCGUUGGGUCGCAACACGGGCUAGUAUAUCGAUAGAUCCUCGACAUGGCAAAACUUCAGUUUCUUGUUGCCUGUCUGUUGGGAGGAGCAUCUUGCUCAGUAAACCCAGGGGCGAGUGGGACCAAUGACAAUCUCCUGAAACGGGCGACCAGCUUUUGGUAUGCUAAUAUGAAUCAUACCGGAGACUAUCGCGGCUAUGCGCCGGACCUAGGCUCCGAUUUCACAUAUCCCGUAUUCAAGGCCGUGAAUCCCGGAGACGGGGCCGGUAUUCAAAAUGCCAUAUACGAUGCCGGAAAUGGCAACCAGCGGCAUCAUCAUUGGCUGGCAUCCCAGCCAAGGGUCGUUUAUCUCCCGCCUGGAACAUACGAAGUUAGCGAGACAAUUCGCAUGAAUACUGACACCAUCUUGAUGGGUGACGCAACAAAUCCGCCCACAAUCAAAGCCGCCGCUGGCUUCUCCGGUGAACAAACUCUUAUCAACGGACAAGAUGCCGAGAACGAUCAACCGGGAGAACUAUCCUUCGCGGUGGGGCUGAAGAAUAUUAUUCUAGAUACCACAAGCAUUUCAGGAGGUAAUGAUUUUACUGCGCUCUAUUGGGGCGUUGCCCAAGUUGCUCAACUCCAAAACAUCAAAAUUGUUAUGCCAUCGUCCACAAACAGCGGAGGCCACACAGGUAUUAGACUUGGGAGAGGCUCAACCCUUGGUCUUGCCGAUGUUCGCGUUGAACGUGGUCAGAAUGGUAUUUUCCACGACGGCCAUCAGCAAGCACUCUAUAAGAGCAUUUACUUUUACCAGAAUACUGUUGGUAUGAAAAUAGCCAAUGGAAACACGAUUAGCAUCAUCGGGGCCACUUUUGACACGGUCGGUACUGCUGUCCAACAUGACGGUGGUGCGCCUUGGAUUGCGCUCAUUGAUGCAACAUCUAUCAACUCGGGUGUAACCUUUAAAACAUCAGGUUAUCCAUCAUUUUUAAUCGAGAAUUUGAGCAAAGAUACGAGUUCGGAUAUUGUUCAAGUGCCAGGAGGUACCCAACUACGUGCCCAGAAGCAUGUGGACAACUUUUCCUACGGUAACACCGUAGGUCGUAAUCCCAUCUACGGCAACGUGAGCUCAUCAUUGAGCCGACCUCUCUCUUUGGCUCCGAAUGGCAAGUAUCCCGUGAUCCCUGCUCCUAAUUAUGCGAACAACCCCGUAUCGGACUUCAUCAACGUGAAGGACCCAUCACAGAACGGCGGGCACACCGUAAAGGGAGACCAUACUAUCGACGAAGCUGGUGUAUUGAACCAAGUAUUGGAAUAUGCGGCGAGCAACAACAAGAUCGCCUACUUCCCGUUCGGCAAGUAUAGGGUCGACGACACUCUCGUAAUUCCAAAGGGUUCGCGCAUUGUCGGUGAAGCUUGGGCGACUAUCACAGGAAAUGGUGACAAAUUCAAGGACUCGUCCAACCCGAGACCGGUGGUAGCUGUCGGUAAAAACGGGGAUGUCGGCGUCGCUCAAAUUCAAGACAUGCGAUUUACGGUAUCCGACGUUCUUCCUGGUGCUAUCAUUCUUCAGUUCAACAUUGCGGGUUCAACCCCAGGCGACGUAGCGUUAUGGAACUCUCUAGUGACCGUUGGUGGAACACUUGGAGCCACUGCACUAGCUGACGCUUGCGGUUCAGCGAGCAACGAAUGCCAAGCUGCCUUUAUAGGAAUGCAUUUCACACCUAGUUCAUCAGUUUAUGUUGAGAACGUUUGGAACUGGGUCGCUGACCAUUUUACGGAGGGUAGCGGUGGUUGUAACAUUGCAGCAAAGGGUGGCGCACUCGUUGAGUCCACCAAAGGGACCUGGCUCCACGCGUUAGGAAGCGAGCACUGGUGGCUGUAUCAGCUCAAUCUACGGAACGCGGCCAAUGUUAUGGUUAGUUUGUUGCAGUCGGAAACUAACUACGACCAAGGAGAUCACACGGAGCAGAUUCCACCAGCUCCCUGGAAAGCUGAUGUGCAAAACUGGGGAGACCCAGACUUUUCAUGGUGUGGUGGAGGAGACACGAGGUGUCGGAUGGGUCUCGCCAACUACGUUCAAGGCGGUUCCGACAUCUACACCUACGCAUCAGGAUCUUGGGCGUUUUUCAGUGGACCUAACUAUCAGAAAUGCUCGGACUUUUGCCAAAACGAUCUUCAUUGGGUCGCUCAAACUCCCACGCGUUUCCAAGCGUACGGUUUGUGCACAACUGGGACUCAAAAUGUGCUCCACCUCGCAGAUGGAACACACAUCGUCGCUCAGCAGGGCUUUACAGGAUCGUGGGGAGGCCUCGUGGGUCGUUACACGCCGUAAGGAAUAAUAGAGCAUGGCUCGCGUGUAUUUGUAAUUUCUGUGCGUUAGAUCUCCGUAUGCAAGUGUCUUGUCGACAUAACAUGACAUAAAUAUUGCGGUCCUACUUGAAAAUACAUACCUACUCAGUUAGGUAGUUCAUAGAAAAGGAGUGAAGUGUGUGACGACGAUAAGCACGAUAAGCAUGUGAUUUGAGGAUCGUCUUUUCGUUACGCGUAAGGGUUUUGUAGUGUAAUGCUUUUCGAAUCUUGUUGCAAUGCCUUGCGAGGGAUCAAUUUCCACAUGCAUCACAUGUGUGCAUAUUUAUCUCUUCAUUGGUUGGUGGAAACAUUUCCCCAGUUUAUUGAGACGAAAAUUUUAAGGAACUGAUAGAUCUUUUUUUUCUCCGUGUCAGCAUGCGGCGUGUUAGAUAAAAAGCGGCCCUGAUAUAUGGACCUCUUACCACA